Messenger RNA from Ichthyophthirius multifiliis, 2058 nucleotides. Its product is annotated as nuclear movement protein related, putative. NCBI's taxonomy places the organism in Eukaryota, Ciliophora, Oligohymenophorea, Hymenostomatida. Gene Ontology annotation, molecular function: heme binding. Gene Ontology annotation, biological process: protein folding; mRNA splicing, via spliceosome. The transcript has 10 exons. Gene Ontology annotation, cellular component: cytoplasm. The record is from RefSeq and is a predicted model, not a curated record.
AAAAAAAUAUUAGGUUAAAUUAAAAGGAUUUAUUAAAAAAUUGAAAUUUCGAGAUCUUAAAAUUAAGAUAAUAGUUUAGUUGAGAAUGUUUUUAUAAUUAUUAUUAAAUAAAACUUUAUUAAAUGUCAAGUCUUAAAGCAGCAAGGGCAGAUAAUUAUUAUUAUCCAAAAGAUUGGGAUCCUUCAAAAGUUAAAAAAAUAUCAAGGUUUUUUAAGUAAACAAAAAAAGGGAAGUUUAAAUAAAUUUCAAAAAUCACAUCCACUUGGUGACAGAGCGAAAAAAAUAGAUUAAGGAAUUUUAGUAAUAAGAUAUGAAACACCAUUUCAUGUUAAAUGUGAGAAAUGUCAAAAUAUGAUAGCAAAAGGAGUUAGAUUUAAUGCUGAAAAAAGCAGAAUCGGAAAAUAUAUGUCAACUACAAUAUGGCAGUUUGUUAUGAAUUGCCCUGCUUGUUCAAAUAAAAUAAUGGUACAUACUGAUCCUGAAAAUACAGACUACAAGUAUGUUGAAGGAGCUAAAAGAAUAUUAAAUACUGAAAAAGCAAAAGAUGAUGUAAUUUUUAUGAGAGACGAAUAAGAUCGGGUCAAAUUAUAAAAUGAUCCUUUUUAUAAUUUAGAAAACAAAAUAGAAGACUAAAAUAUACUUUUAAAAGAAAAGCCAAGAAUAAAUAAUUUAAUAGAAAUUUAGAAAGUAAAAAUAAAAAAAUAAUAAGAAAAAAAAGAAGAAGAAGAAAAAAAGCCUAAAAAUUUCGGCAUUUAAUUAUUAACUGUUAAAGACACAGAUAUUGGAUAUACAAAAUAACAAGUAGCAUAACAUAAUAAUGAAAAUGAUGCAUGGAUAAUAAUAUAAAAUAAAAUAUACGAUGUAACUGGUUAUUUGAAUUAUCAUCCAGGAGGCAAACAUAAGCUUAUGUUAGGUGUAGGAAAAGAUGGAACAAUGUUAUUUGAUAAAUAUCAUUCAUGGUUUAAAUAAAUGGAAAAUUUAUCUAGAUUUGAUGAUUAUUAUUUUACUAUAUGUAAAGAAACAGGAGGUAUUGAAGGAGUUCUUCAUUCUAUGUUUAAUUUUCUUUAUAGGCGCACUGAUUUUUUUUAUGAAGCUGAUCCAGGAGACAAAAUGGGCUUUUUGCCUGGGGUUUCAUAAUAAUUAUUGAAUAAAAUAUUCAUGUAAUACCAAAACGAACACUAUAAACGUUUCCCUAAAAAAGAUCUUUAAGAAUCUGCAAAAAAAUUAGAAGAAUAUAAAAAAAAGUUAGAAGAAUAAAAAGAUAUUUAAAGAUAGAAUACAUAAUAAUAAUAAACGAAUGUAUAAUAAAAAUAAAUAAAUUCUUAAUAAAAUUAAGAAAAAUUAGUUGAUAAAUAAAAUUAAAAUAUUGAAAUAAAAAAUAAUCCUUUGGAAUCUUAAAAAUAAUCAAAUAUGGAAGAAAAUAAAAAUGAAUAUGAAAAAAAGCAUGUAUCUUUAUCAAUUUCUACAUAUAAUGGAGGAGUAAAUGAUAAAUAUAAAUGGUCUUAAAGUAUAACUGAUGUUACUGUAGAAAUAUAGCUUCCUAAAAAUACAAGAGCUAAAGAUGUAAUAAUAUAUAUUAUUUUAUAAUUUUUAAAAAGAUAAAUUAUAAAGUUAAUAGUAAAUUUAAAUUAAGAUAAAUUUAGCAUUAAAUUGAAGAAAACAAAUGAAAUAUUAAUACAAGGCGAAUAUUAUGAAAAAAUAAAAAUAGAUGACUCAACCUGGAAUAUUGAUGAUGAUUUUAAAUUUAUACUUACACUCGAAAAAGGAAUCGAAACAAUUUGGAAAACUGUAUUUAAAGGAGAUCCUGAAAUCGAUGCUACAAAAGUUGAUAAUACUAAGCCUUUAGAUUCAUUUGAUAAUGAAACUUAAAGUGCUCUUAGAAAAAUAAUGUAUGAAUAAUAAAGAAAACAAAUGGGAUUACCAACAUCUGAAGAAGAAAAAUAAUUGGAACUUCUUAAAAAUGCUUGGAAUGCAGAAGGUUCACCUUUUAAAGGACAACCUUUUGAUCCUAGUAAGCUUAAUAUGAAUAUGGGAGGAAUGAAUAUACCUUCUUAAUGA